AUGGUCAUCGAUGCGGGAAAAGACUCGGUCUCCUAUCAUGUCCCAACUCCUACGGAGCAAAAGCCCAAAACACGGCAGAUGCCCGUCACACUUCUUUCAGGAUUCCUGGGAAGCGGCAAGACAACCCUCCUCAAACACAUCCUCCAGUCUCCUGGCCAUGGGUUACGGAUUGCUGUCAUCGUCAAUGAUAUGAGCCAGCUGAACAUCGACGCCACCCUCAUCCAAAACCACAAAGUCUCCCAGACCACCGAGAAGCUCAUUCGACUUCAAAACGGAUGCAUCUGCUGCACCCUACGGGGGGACUUGCUGUCUGAACUGGCAGCUCUGACGAAACGAAAUGAGGCUGACUAUGUCAUCAUUGAAUCGACUGGCAUUAGCGAGCCCAUGCAAGUCGCUGAGACUUUCACGGCUGAGUUUAGCUCGGCCAUGCUGGAAGCUGAAGAUCAGAUUGCGAAUGAUGAUGCUGAUGCAAAGAAGAUCCUGAACGAAAUUGUGGAACUAGGUGGCUUGCACACAAUGGCUCGGUUAGACACUACAGUCACUGUCAUUGAUGCCUUCAACUUGCUUUCCAGCUUCGACACAGCAGAGUUCCUCUCUGACCGCUAUGGGAAAGAAGAGAUUGUCCCCGAGGAUGAGCGCACAAUAUCUGAUCUCAUGGUGGAUCAGAUUGAGUUUGCCGAUGUGUUGAUUCUCAAUAAGGUCGAGACGGUUGACCAAGCAACACGCGAUAAGAUCAUGCAUUUGCUGAAGCUACUGAACCCAGCCGCGAAGAUCCUCGAGUCAAGUUACUCUCAAAUAGAUGUCCGGGAAAUCAUCAACACAAAAAAAUUUGAUUUUGUCCGUGCUGCUUCUGGUCCUGGGUGGCUGCAGAGCCUGCACGAAAUGACGAUACAGACGACAGGGAACGGUGACCGGAUGGCACCGAAACCAGAGACCUUGGAGUAUGGCAUCAACAACUUCGUCUACACUGCUCGUCGACCCUUCCAUUCACGCCGCCUUUUCGCUCUUCUUCACGACAAGUUCAUCAUUCUCCAGAAUACCGAAGAAGAAGUCGACGAGGAAGACGAAGAGGAGGAAGAGGAAGAUGAAAUGGACACAGACUCCGAUUCCGAGUCUGUGGAAGACUUUGACCAGCCUGAUCCAGCGGUCAUUCUGAACAACAAACGUACCCACCCAGCCUUUGGUCCUGUUCUCCGCUCCAAGGGCUUCUUCUGGCUCACAACCAGGCCCUGGCAAUUCGGAGAAUGGAGUCAAGCAGGUGGUAUGAUGACUGUUGGAUGCGGUGGACCUUGGUUUUCUGAAGUCCCAGACGAGGACUGGCCAGAAGACAAGGAUGUGCGGGAAUCCAUCCAAAAUGAUUUCCAAGGUCCCUGGGGUGAUCGUCGCCAGGAACUAGUGUUUAUCGGGGAAGGUAUUGACAGUGUGAAGAUUAGUGCUUUGUUGGAUGAGUGUCUUCUAGAUGAUAAGGAUAUGAAGAAGUGGGAGAAGGUUAUGAAGAACAAGAAAAUGAGCAGAGAGGAGAAGACGGAUAAGUUAGCAAAAAUGUGGGAAGAUGGCUGGGAAGAUUGGCCUGCACUCGAGGCCGAAGAAGAAGAGGAAGAAGAAAAGCCGGAGCAGGGGAAGCAUCGAAUCAGCGAUUAUCUGGGUCCUCAGCAGGGGACUAAACAUGUUCAUGGACACAGCCACCGGAUGGUUGCUGUAUGA
Messenger RNA from Penicillium concentricum, 1704 nucleotides. RefSeq lists its product as uncharacterized. The transcript has 5 exons. NCBI's taxonomy places the organism in Eukaryota, Fungi, Ascomycota, Eurotiomycetes, Eurotiales, Aspergillaceae. The coding region runs from base 1 to 1704 and encodes 567 amino acids. The record is from RefSeq and is a predicted model, not a curated record.